Hyaloscypha bicolor E is the source of this 1683-nucleotide messenger RNA. RefSeq lists its product as uncharacterized. The transcript is spliced from 3 exons. Lineage: Eukaryota; Fungi; Ascomycota; Leotiomycetes; Helotiales; Hyaloscyphaceae. The record is from RefSeq and is a predicted model, not a curated record. The coding region runs from base 1 to 1683 and encodes 560 amino acids.
AUGCCCGAUCAACCUUUCAACUUCCCACAAUGCGUCAUAAUCUUCUGGUUUCUCAUGCAGCAGGCAGACGAGCAUGACCGCUGGUUGGAAAGUAAGGGUCUCCCAAAGCGCUUUCAGAGCUCCCAGGGUGAAGCGGAGCGUUACAAAGGAUGGAUAUUCUGGACGUUUCUCAGGAGGCGCAAUGCCCGUGAGAUGAAAGAUGUUUUUACUUCACAAGGAUGGUCUGCCACGACCAAAAGAAGUGACCGUUGGUUUGGAUAUAAGCUCAAAGCUUGGGGUUGGCCGAGGCCACCCCAGGGCGAGCCACCGCAGAUCCUGGAAGCCUUCUUUAAAUUCCUUCUCGACCUCGUCCCCGCCACCGAGAUCGCUUUGAAUAGAGACGAUCCGAGACUUUCCGACUAUAUCAAAGUCGGCGGUUGGGCUAUGUUACCUAGGGUCAAUCUUGAUCACGAACCUACUUUCCGUGACUUCGAAGAUCAAGCCAUUGCGCUUCUUGGUGGCAACCAAGCCUUGUUAUCGCAAGAAACUGUGAACCCUUACGGGCCGGUGAAUAGUUUUAGUCCAAGUCCUGGUCCAAGUCUGCCAGCCAUUGCUCACCGAUCUCUCAAACGACUACCACCGACCUCCCCAGAACCACCAGGCUUCACGAACGUACCCACUCCUGAUCCCAAUGCACCCAACCACCCUUCAUAUUCUCAGCAAUCUGGAAAGCGGAAAACACAACCCAACGAAGUCUCAACCGCCAUCAAUCGUAGCAACCGACCCUUUGUGGCAAGUCAAGACACGGAUCAUCAGUCAACUUUGGGACACACUCAUUCCGCACAUAACCCAAGAGAAUCAGCAUUGAAGAACAUCGCGCAUGUUGGCUCUCAAGCGCUGAGCAAUUUCCCAUCCCAUCCCCUGAGGCAGCUUCAUCCUAGCCCGGAUUAUCGACGACACCAAAACAUUUCACCAUUAAUAGCCCGCUCCAAGCUGCCGCAACGGUCGCAGUCCGAAGGAGCGCAGGGUGGUAGUACUCAUCAGGCGGCACCUACUCCCAAGCGCCAAAAGGCGGACGCCUCCAGUCCCGCUUCCUUCGACGGUAGCAUCGCAACUUCGAGCAGCGCUUGGAGCCCAUACUCCCAAUCAUCUCCUUCCACCAGCAUGACCUCGGGUACACCAUUGCAAGCUUGGUCGGUGAGCUCAUCUCCCACGCCCUAUUCGCAUGGAACCAGACCAGGAAAGGAGCGCUCGGCACUUGAUAUCGAGGGGGAUACGGAAGUUCCCGAUCGACCGUCACUAAUGUCUCCUGGUGCCGUGGUGCAGUUAGAGCAGUUGGAAAGCGUUUCGGAAGCCUCCACAUCAGAUCGCCGUUCAAUCACUUCACGACACACUCUUCCACGUCGAGCUCUUGCAUAUGCUGACCCGCCCAUGGAAAGCCCAGACGAUGAAGCUGGCGGUCACACUCGAGGUGUUGCGAGUAUUGCCCAUGAGGCUAUUCAGGUGCAAGAUGUACAAACCAACGAUGCUCUUGUCGAGGCCGAGAAAGCAAGCAGCGAUAGCGGAUCUGAUAUCUCUAGUACGGCGACGACGGAUGAAGACGGAGACUCGCUUCUCGACUGUGAUGGAAGUCGUGCGAAUGCGGACGACCAUGAGUAUAUAUUGGGUAAGUUGAUGGUCGACGAUUUGAUUCGCCUGAGUUAG